AUGGGCCUUUCCAAAAGCAAACGCAAACUGGCGAAAGAUGAGGAGUCGAAGACCCGGCGCAGUUACAUAGUCCCAAAGGCUGAGGAAAGGCGGGUGGACAGACCUUCACAAGAGUCCAAGAAGCCUCCAGACACCAAGCUUGCGGAGAGCUUCCGUGAGGAGAAAGGGGCGGCUAAGCGGCAGUGGCCCUCAUCUCAAUGGGGAGAGAAACCUGAUGUAAAUCCAGAAAAGAAGAAGUUUGCCCUCCCACAGAUCAUCAUCACCACACCCUCAAAAGAGACUGUGAUCAGCUAUGGCUCCACGGGCAUGCAGGAGCAGAGAACCAUUCGGGAACGGGCUGAGCAGGGCCCCUACUCCCGACACAGAAACCCCAGCACAGUAGACGCCUAUAGCAUACAGACCACAGAAUAAACAGGCACCCCAGCAGCCGUGGUCUCUCCCUGUGCAGUGUCUCGGUGGUGAUGGCAGAAGGGCCAUCCCAUCCUGUGGAGACCUGCGGGUGCCCCUUCAAUCAGCAAGGUUCCCCCAACUCUUUAAGACUGGCAGGCGGCUUGGCAGAGGGCAAGAGCGACUCUGGCUCCGAGAGUGAAUGUGGGGUGAUCAUGAGAUUAGCCCUGCUGGAACUGGCUGUCUGAACAUCUCGAUGGAGAGGUAGCAGGCAGCAUCUCUUACAGUUCUGAAUUGCACGCAUCCUGUUCAGGACCAAAGGGGCAUGGCACAAGCACCCAGCAGUGGGAGUAAAGGAGGUGUACCCACCCCUGAACCAAAGGUGGGACUCUGAGGUGUCAGGACCCAGAACAGAGAAGGGCUCUUAGAUUGAGUACCACGUGAUGUGGAGAAUGUGGACGCAGCCCCAGCACUUGGAACGCUGGCUCUGUCAGAGCCACCC
Messenger RNA from Dama dama (fallow deer), 889 nucleotides. It is a transcript of the gene SPATA33, whose product is annotated as spermatogenesis associated 33. NCBI's taxonomy places the organism in Eukaryota, Metazoa, Chordata, Mammalia, Artiodactyla, Cervidae. Bases 1 to 411 code for a protein of 136 amino acids. Gene Ontology annotation, cellular component: cytoplasm; nucleus. The transcript has 3 exons. The record is from RefSeq and is a predicted model, not a curated record.